UCACAUUUACCUCAAAAACUACAUUACCCGUCAUGCACCACAAUGACGUAUGAAAGAGACUUGACUUCAAGAUGGUGCUGGAAAGUACUAUGGUUUGUGUGGACAACAGUGAAUACAUGCGCAAUGGAGAUUUUCUGCCCACUAGGCUGCAAGCUCAGCAGGAUGCAGUUAAUAUCGUUUGUCACUCCAAGACUCGCAGCAACCCCGAAAACAACGUCGGCCUCAUCACCAUGGCAAACAACUGUGAAGUACUGACGACACUGACUCCAGACACAGGAAGGAUACUUUCAAAACUGCAUGCUGUGCAGCCUCGUGGAAACAUCAGCUUCUGUACUGGCAUCAGGGUAGCACAUUUAGCAUUGAAGCACAGACAGGGCAAAAACCACAAGAUGCGUAUCAUUGCCUUCGUUGGCAGCCCGGUGGAGGACAACGAGAAAGAGCUGGUCAAAAUGGCAAAACGCCUGAAGAAAGAAAAAGUGAACGUGGAUAUCAUCAACUUUGGAGAAGAGGAAAUGAACACCGAGAAGCUGACGGUCUUCAUCAACACGCUGAACGGGAAAGAGGGCAGCGGCUCCCAUCUGGUCACGGUGCCUCCGGGACCCAGUCUGGCGGAUGCUUUGCUAUCCUCACCCAUCCUCGCCGGAGAAGGCGGUGCCGCGUUGGGUUUGGGUGCCAGUGACUUUGAGUUUGGAGUGGAUCCCAGUGCAGACCCAGAGUUGGCCCUGGCUCUCAGGGUGUCGAUGGAGGAGCAAAGACAAAGACAAGAGGAUGAAGCCCGUAGAGCCACUGUGGCAUCCGCUGCUGAAGCUGGCAUUCCCUCCCCCGUUGAUGAGUCCGAUGACGCCUUGUUAAAGAUGUCAGUUCCAAGUACAGAAUCUGCAGUACCCGCGUUGCCAGAUUUCAGCCGCAUGACAGAAGACGAGCAGAUUGCAUAUGCUCUACAGAUGUCCAUGCAAGGAUCAGCAGCAGAGUUUGGUGCUGAAGAUAUGGACACUGGUGCCGACAUGGACUCUGGUGAGACCAAGGAUGAAGAAGACUAUGACGUGAUGCAGGAUCCAGAGUUCCUUCAGAGCGUCCUGGAGAACCUUCCUGGCGUUGACCCGAACAAUGAGGCCAUCCGUAACGCCAUGGGCUCCCUGGCAGCGCAGACUGGGCCUAAACCCGAUUCCAAGAAAGAUGAGGAGAAAAAGAAAUGAUAACGCAGAUCAAGGGAGGAAUUUGUGAUAGGCUCAGUUAACACCACCGUGAUCAUGUUUCGCUUUUGUUCGACCAUCUUCGUGUUGCUGUCUCAAUAUUACCUUUUACCUUAAGGUUCUAUUAUUUCUUCCCCCUAUUUUUUCCCCCAGAUUCCAAACAAAUUUGUUUGUUUGAAUCUUUUGUGAAUACAUCAUCUCAAUUCAAAUGUUGAAUAAAUUUACACAAUCCUAAAUGGCA
Molecule: messenger RNA, 1434 nt
Organism: Hippocampus comes (tiger tail seahorse)
Lineage: Eukaryota; Metazoa; Chordata; Actinopteri; Syngnathiformes; Syngnathidae
Product: 26S proteasome non-ATPase regulatory subunit 4-like
Exons: 10
Coding region: 72-1196 (374 amino acids)
Biological process (GO): proteasome-mediated ubiquitin-dependent protein catabolic process
Cellular component (GO): cytosol; proteasome regulatory particle, base subcomplex; nucleus
Molecular function (GO): polyubiquitin modification-dependent protein binding
Source: RefSeq, a predicted model, not a curated record